AUGAGCCUUCAUUCCAGUCUAUCCAGCAUAAUGGUAAGAGGAUGGAGUAUAGUUCCAGGAGGACUGGACUGCCAGAUACCCACAGGACUGUUCAUACAAAGUCAGAAACAGGUGGUGAUGAGAGUAGGAAGGUUGUUUCUCGCGGAUUUAUUUGUGCCGAUGAAUUGUGCAAGUCGUCUUCCCCAGUCACUAUUCUACGGGACUCGGCUGCAGAUAUAUCAUUGGUGCUCAAGGAGGCGGUUCCUAACCCUGACUGUUAUACUGGAGAAAUGUCUCGGGAUGCGAGACUAUUUAAUGUUCUAGAACGAUCUAGUGAUGUUAGGUGUGCAAUUGAAAUCCCUGAGAGACGUAAGAAAAAACGUCAUGUGCAUGUGAACCUCCCGAAAAAGUACUAUGAACGGGAUGAUUUAAAGGAAAAUACGGGAAACCAAACCCAUUUUCUUCUGCAGGAGUAUGACGAGCCAUUCAGUGGAGUAGCUCGUCUCUGUCCACUGCUGGAUCAUGCUGCCGAGACCAGGGAUGUUCAGCCAGUGCUUCAGUUUCCGUGUCCCGUUGAUGUGAUGAAUGGGCGUCUUUGCAAGCUGAGGUUCGGCGCCGGAGGGAGCAGGGGUUCAUCUGUCCUUGCUUGGGCCCCCUUGCCUCUGCUGCAGUCCUGGUUCUUGAGAGCAGUGGCCUUCAUCCACGUGUUGACUGCAGGAGGGCCAGAACAGAUGCGUGGGCAGUUCGUCUUCACUCCGUGGGAUAGCGGGCAGCAGCGACUACGUCAGGAGGGCACGCGUUCGUGAUCGUGGGCGAACAAUUUGCAGAAAGUCGAAUAGUGAAGUGUUCACACGGUGUUAUUUCUGUCUCAAGUCUCAGGCCACCGUCGAAAAGGAGCCCUUAAUGAUAGUAUUUGUAAUUUGAAAAGUUUAGUGUUUAUUUAACUAUCUGUUCAUCCCGUCGAAAAUCGCUGAUCAUAACUCUUUUAUAGAAAAUAAAGUUCAGAAACAUUCCAAGUGUUCAGGUGGACAGACAUUAUUAAGAUAUUGCAUAUUAGAGGCACACGAUAUC
This is a messenger RNA of Penaeus vannamei (Pacific white shrimp), 1050 nucleotides long. Lineage: Eukaryota; Metazoa; Arthropoda; Malacostraca; Decapoda; Penaeidae. The record is from RefSeq and is a predicted model, not a curated record.